This is a messenger RNA of Penicillium oxalicum, 945 nucleotides long. Its product is annotated as MBL fold metallo-hydrolase. The transcript is spliced from 4 exons. The record is from RefSeq and is a predicted model, not a curated record. Gene Ontology annotation, molecular function: transferase activity. Lineage: Eukaryota; Fungi; Ascomycota; Eurotiomycetes; Eurotiales; Aspergillaceae. The coding region runs from base 1 to 945 and encodes 314 amino acids.
AUGGAGGAGGCCAGAGACAUGCUCACUCUCCAAGAGGUGGACUCCCUCGAAGCCAUCGUCAUCAUCGACAAUGAGCUGGACCCGAUGUCCCCGCCCGCGCCCGACACCGUCGAGAUCACGGGGAACUUACGCACAAUAGGGAUGCAUUCAAGGCACAGGUUAACCAAUCGUGGCGGGGCUAGUCGUGAACUCAGAAUGGAGGAUGUGUGUUGCGCCGCGCAUGGACUUUCUAUCCUAGUGACCGCAACACAAGGGGACAGGAAACACGCCGUGCUUUUCGAUGCCGGACCGGAAGAGGACGCAUGGGAAAGAAACGUGCGGCGACUCAGACCAGAUCUGGCUUCAAUUGAGGUGAUUCAGUUAUCACACUGGCAUCGAGAUCACUCGGGAGGCCUUGGUCGAGCAAUCCGCAUGAUUAGAACGGAGAAACAGGUCAGUGGCCGCACCGAAGACGUGACUUUGGACCUUCAUCCAAAUCGACCCAUUUACCGCGGGAUUGCGUUCCCUGAACGAAUCGUCUCUCUCGAGGCCGAUCCAACCUUCGACGAGCUUGUCGCCGCUGGAGCUACCGUCACUAAAACCAAGGAAGCCCACACCAUCCUGGACGAUAUGUUCUUGAUAUCCGGAGAGAUACCCCGGCUCACGUCAUACGAAACUGGCUUGAAGUUCGCAGUCCAGUAUGAUGCGGACGAGGAUGAUUGGUUCUCUGACGAGGUCAUUGCGGACGAACGUUUCCUGGCUUGCAAUCUCAAAGGGAAGGGACUCGUGGUCUUUACGGGCUGCAGCCACGCCGGUGUCGUCAAUACCACCCGGCAUGCCCUUCACCUCACGGGCAAUCAAGUCCCUCUUCAUGCCGUUGUGGGGGGCUUUCAUCUUGCCACGAGCGAUGAAUCACAGGUGCAGAGUACAGUGGCCGAUCUGAAGCGACUCGACCCGCCGUGUUGA